This is a messenger RNA of Bactrocera neohumeralis, 3296 nucleotides long. RefSeq lists its product as uncharacterized. The record is from RefSeq and is a predicted model, not a curated record. Bases 173 to 2806 code for a protein of 877 amino acids. Lineage: Eukaryota; Metazoa; Arthropoda; Insecta; Diptera; Tephritidae. The transcript is spliced from 7 exons.
GGAAUGAACAAAAAGCUAACUGCUGAAGCACGUGAGAGCCAGCAACUCUCACUCACUAUCAAAGGCAGGUUUUCAGAAGCACAGUACUAUUCUGACCGUCACUAAGUUAUAAGCAGUAACAGAUCUAGACGUAGCGCGCCAGUAUUAACAAAUUGAGUCAACUUCAGUCAGAAUGGGGACAGGUGCCAAAAACUACCAGCCACCGGAAUGGAUCAAUGCUGAAUUCUUGCAAGAUGUGUUGAAGGAAUAUUUCAAAGAUGAAACCAUAGAAGUGCAGGAGAUAGUGGUGAAAGACGCGUUGCUGACAGGUGAUAAUGGCAGUGGCUUUGCGAGCGAAAUGCAUCGGGUGACAUUUAAUUUGGCGCGGAAAGACGGUACCGGUCGCUUCUCGGUCAUAAUUAAAGAUCAUCCGAAAGGCUACACUGGGGUUGUUGCGCACAAAAGUAAAUUAUUUAAACGCGAAAUUCUGGCUUAUAAAGAAAUUCUGCCACGGGUGGAGGAGUUGCUGGCCUCCAUUGGUGACAAAACGAAAAUUGCGCCUGCAUGCUAUUAUACCACCGAAACACCUGAGCCCUUCCUUGUGCUGGAGGAUAUGCAACUAACGGGUUAUGAAAACUUUGAAAGAUGUCGUUUGCUUAAUCUAGACUAUACUCUGCCGACCAUCGAAAGGCUGGCAAAGUUACACGCUUGUUCCGCGGUCAUUGCCAAAGAUACACCGGAAAUCUUCGAAUUUUUUAAAGAAGCCCCCAUUUCCAGGAAUCCAGACCGCAAGGAAUUUCUUUCAUUCUUUCCUGUAAAUAUAAGAUGUAUUGCCGAGGAAUUGACACACUGGAAGGGUUAUGAAGAGAUCACAGAGAAAAUGUUCAAAUUGGCUGAAAAUGUGCUUCAAAAUGCACUUAAAAUGUAUGAGUCACAUGAUCAGGGCUUCCGAGUUUUUAACUUGGCCGAUUUGUGGAUUGACAACUUAAUGUUCCAUAUAAAUAAUGACACAAAGAAUCCCGAUGAUGUAGUCAUGUUAGACUUCCAGCUAUCUUACUACGGCUCACCGGCGGUGGAUCUAAAUUAUUUCCUUUUUGGUUCAUUAAAUGAGAAUGUGCGGAAAGUACAUUUUAAAUUCAUCGUGCGCGAAUAUCAUCGGAUAUUAAAAGAAACAUUAGAAAAGCUUCAAUAUGACGGUUAUAUACCAACGUUGAAGGACAUAAAUAUCGAGCUUAUUAAGAAUAGCCUUCAAGGUGUCAUCGCUGCCACAUGCCUCACACCACUUAUUUUCAUGGAGUCCACAGGAGAUGAGAAACUGGAGAAUCUUACCUCACGAACGGAAGAAGGCGAUGAAAUGAGACGACAAAAUGUUGAAAAUCCCAAAUAUCGGGCAUUUCUGCAGCGCACUGUCAAGGAGUUCGAGUUGUGCGGUUUUUUGGACAAUACAAAUGUAGCCCGAAGUGUUAAAAGACUAGCGCAACAUUAUGUUAUCAUUGUGCGGAAAAAUUUUACACUCUGGGAUUUAGUAUAUAAAGGUGUGUGCAUGAGAAAGCUUUACAAAAUUCAAAUGGCAUAUCAGAGGCUGAAUUCGCCUGAGUGGCUGACAGAGAAUUAUGUACAGGAGGCGUUACGUGUUCACCACAAGGAUCCCAGUCUUCACCUAUACUCCAUACACGCCCAACCGGCUAUGGGGAAGGGUGAGAAUUUUGGUGGAGUUUUGACUCGCGUCAUAGCAAAAUAUCAACUUAGCAGAAGCCAACAGCGACUCGAGAAGAGUUUAAUUGUGAAGACUUCUUACGAAAGCGAUCCUAUUGCAAGCGCUAUCAUGGCUCCUUAUGAUAUAUUCAAUCGUGAAAUGUCCAUUUAUGAGGAAGUGCUGCCUAAGUUAACUGCGCUGCUUCGCGAGAUCGAUGAUUCUGAUGAGUUGUUUUCUACAGCCAUCCAUGUAGAUCACAAACGCCAAUUGCUGAUUUUCGAGGAUCUCAAGGAGAAGGGCUUUAUCAUGGCGAAUCGCUUGCAAGGCCUAGAUAUGACACAUACAAAACUAAUAUUGCAGAAGUUGGCUAAAUUGCAUGCCACAUCGGCGGUGCUUAAUGAGCGUGAGAAUGGUUACUUGGAAAAAUACGAUCGCGGCUUCUUUAAUCGCUACACCGAUAAUUAUAGUACCUAUUUUGUUGGAUCCCUGUUGUUAUGUGCUGAGUUUAUAUUGAAAAAUAUGCCCGACCUUGCGUUCUAUGGGGAUAAACUAAAAAGACUGGCACCGCAUUACAUGGAAAUCGGAAAACGUUGCUUCACACCCACACCGGGGCAGGUAAAUGUGUUGGCCCAUGGCGAUGUCUGGAUCAACAAUGUUAUGUUCAAAUACGACCCGAAGACAGGUGAACCAGUAGAUGUGCGCAUCAUCGACUUUCAGUACUCAUUUUGGGGCUCGCCAGCACUAGAUCUGCACCAUCUCUUCAACACCUCGCUGCAAGAGCCAUUGCGCCUUCACAAACAGGAUAUACUAUUUCAGUAUUACCAUGGUAUUUUCAGCGAUGUGCUGAGAAGACUGAGCUAUAGUUCACUCCCAGUACCUUCGUUAAAUCAUUUCCGUCAACAAGUUGAACAGAAACGUUUUUUCGCUUUUCAUUCGGCGUGUGUCAUACAACCGGUGAUGAUAAAUGAAGACACAGCUGAUGCAGAUUUUAAUUCUUUGGUAGGCGAGGAUGAGCGUGCAAUUAAAUUCAAAUACAACUUGUACCGCAACAAGAAGGUUCAGAGAAACCUUUCCAACUUACUACCAGUAUUCCAUAGACGAGGACUUUUGGAAGUGAAUCAGACAGACUAACAAUUUCAACAUAGUACCUUAAAUAUAACUGAUAAUACCAAAAACGAAUCAUUACAAUAUAUUUACUACAGCUCUUACGGAGAAAAUCUGUUUUUUUUUUUUUAACUUAAGUAACCGAAGUCUUUCCACUUAGAAAAUAUUAACACAUUUAGUGUACUUGCAGCCGAUUCGAAUAAAAUACUUAUUAGGAAAAAAAGUUGUAAUUCAGCAGAUCGCACCAAAUGUUUUACUCAACAGCUGCAAAUGGAAUGACAUGGGAGCAUUUACACGACUUGUAAAACAGAUUUAAACAAUAAUAAUUUCAUUUAAUAUUUGUGAAAUGUGUUUGUAGCCAAAUGUUUAUUUCUCAAGGAAAUAAUGUGAUCUUAGCAAAAUUAUAAAUUGAUUUAAGUAACGAUGUUUUUGGAACACCACCUACAAGGGUGGUCCUUAAGUACAUAGUCUACAAAUUAUUUGAUUAUUUUGGAAAAAUAAAGGAUUUAUUUCUGGA